AUGGCAGGUCGACUUCCCCUCAAGGCCAUUCUCAGGCUCCUCAGAUGGGCCCUUUCCAAGGCUAUGGGCAAGCGUCUCAGCUGCCUCCGCGAUACCCCGACAGCCAGAUGCCGACUCAAGGUAGGCACCUUGGUGAUCACCAAGAACCCGGUCAUCAUACCGGCCAUCCAAACAGCAGCUACGGCGCUGGAUCUGAGUGGUCUAAUCCGCAAGCCCGACUUCCGUGAGCGGAGUCCGCCAAGGGAAUCAUUCCCAUCCAACAGCAGCUACCGUGAUCGAGCGCCUCCAAACGUCCACCCUGCUCGGGAGGCGCCGAGCCAGGAAUCGGCCACCGAGCGCAUGGCUAAGAUGCUCGCACAGCGCAAGGCAGAGAGAGGCCCUUCGUCUGUUCAAGUGGCUCAAUCGCCCACACAAGCACAAGGUGCUCAGAACCAGGUACAACCGGAUAUGGAACGCAGGUUCCAAAAGCAAGAGCAGCGUCUUCAAACUGCUACCACCGCCAUCGCGACACUGCAGCAAGAGGUAACUGCUGCGAACACAAGGUAUGAACAGCUGAAGACAGCACAUCUCGCGCUCAUGCAGCAGGUGUGUGAUGCGGCGCGAAACGCCGCCAUUGCAUUAUCCGUCCUUGCACCACGUGCUCACAUCGCGACGCCGGCUGAGCCGCUUAGAUCUAACGCCCAGCAGCCCUUCCCUGAUGAAGGCGCUGGGUAUCAAAGCAACGAUAUGCUAUCUGGCCAAGAAGCCGAGUCGCUGCAGUCAGCACCUGGUAUUGGACAACGGAUGGCCCCCGGCUUUAGGAACGUUCUCACUUCGACAGGAGAGAAGUCCUCCCCAUUCCAGCCGUCCUCUCCCGGCACGCGCACGCGAGGCGGCUUUACUCAGCCGCCGGGACCAACAAUUUGA
Molecule: messenger RNA, 906 nt
Organism: Alternaria triticimaculans
Lineage: Eukaryota; Fungi; Ascomycota; Dothideomycetes; Pleosporales; Pleosporaceae
Exons: 2
Coding region: 1-906 (301 amino acids)
Source: RefSeq, a predicted model, not a curated record